AUUGCCAUGGAGUUUUGCAACGGCAGCCUGCUGGCUAGGUGUGCCCCCCUGAUGGAGCCGGAUGAGGAGGAAGGGGUGGUGAUUUCACCACCACCGUCGCCGCCAGGGGUUGGGGCUACUAGUCCCUUCAUGCCUGUCACCCUGCGUGUGAUGCUGGCCGCCAUCAUGAUCUUCAUGAUCACCAUUGGUUUCCUGGGAAACGCUAUCGUUUGUCUGAUCGUCUACCAGAAGCCCGCCAUGCGUUCCGCCAUCAACCUGCUCCUCGCCACACUGGCGUUCUCUGACAUCAUGCUCUCGCUGCUCUGCAUGCCCUUCACUGCUGUUACCAUGGUUACGGCCGACUGGCACUUCGGGGGAGGGUUCUGCCGUGCUUCCGUUAUGCUCUACUGGCUCUUCGUCCUGGAAGGCGUGUACAUCCUCCUCAUCAUCAGUGUAGACCGCUUCCUAAUUAUCGUUCAGAGGCAGGAUAAGCUGACACCGCACCGCGCCAAGCUGCUCAUUGUUGCUUCCUGGGCGCUGUCCCUCUGCGUGGCACUCCCGUCUGUGAUCGGCUGGCGGGCGGGCACGGCGGGUGUGACGGGCAUUGGGGAGGCCUGGGCGCCACAGUGCGUGCUGGGCUACAGUGAGUCGCUGUCCGACCGCAGCUACACGGUGCUGCUGGUGGUGGCUGUGUUCUUUGUGCCGUUCGGCAUCAUGCUCUACUCCUACCUUUGCAUCCUCAACACGGUGCGCCGCAACGCCCUACGCAUCCACAACCACACCUACGACCAGGCCAGCCUUCCGGCCCUCAACCAGGUCAGCAAGCUGGGUCUUACAGGCCUGCAACGGCCCCCCCAGGUCAAUGUGGACAUGAGCUUCAAGACCCGUGCCUUCACCACCAUCCUCAUCCUCUAUAUCGGCUUCUCUGUGUGCUGGCUACCCCACACCGUUGUCAGUCUGCUGGCCGUGUUCAGCCAAAGGUUCUACUUCAGCCCGGCUUUUUACCCGGUCAGUGUGGGGGCACUUUGGCUCAGCUACCUGAAGACGGUGUUUAACCCCGUCAUCUACUGCUGGAGGAUCAGGAAGUUCCGGGAGGCGUGUCUGGAAUUUAUGCCCAAGAGCUGCAGGCUGUGUCCCAGGUUGCCGGGCCGGAGCCGCAGGAGGGUGAGGCCCAGUAACAUCUACGUGUGCAGCGAGAUCCAGUCGGCUGUGUGA
Messenger RNA from Oncorhynchus masou masou (cherry salmon), 1194 nucleotides. RefSeq names its product high-affinity lysophosphatidic acid receptor-like. Gene Ontology annotation, biological process: G protein-coupled receptor signaling pathway. Bases 7 to 1194 code for a protein of 395 amino acids. The record is from RefSeq and is a predicted model, not a curated record. Gene Ontology annotation, molecular function: G protein-coupled receptor activity. NCBI's taxonomy places the organism in Eukaryota, Metazoa, Chordata, Actinopteri, Salmoniformes, Salmonidae. Gene Ontology annotation, cellular component: membrane. The transcript has a single exon.